GGCGCGGUGGGGGUGGAGGGCGAAGGAACGAGAGAGGGAGGGAGGGAGGCGCUCAGCCUCCGGCGCUUCCUCGGCUCCCGUUAGCAGACAGCGCUUAAGCUCGGGCUUGCGAAGGCGGCGGUUCUGCGGCUGUGCGAUGUCGGAAUUGCGAACAGCGGGACCCGGCCCAGGGAUGACGCCUGGCGGACCAGGGACCCCCAUAACCACCGGCCCAGGAGGAACCUGCGGACCUGGCCCCGUGACCCCGCUGCCAUCGCCGGGGCCAAGUGCCGGAAAAGGUGACGCCGGAGGAGGGACACUGGGCCCUGGGGGACCGGCCCCUGGGGGGGUGACGAGCGCUCCAGGGGGGAGCUCUUCUUCCGCUUCCGGGUCAACGAGCUCAACUUCCGGGGCAGCUCGGGAAGGCUGGCUUUUCAAAUGGACCAAUUACAUCAAAGGGUAUCAGCGGCGAUGGUUCGUGCUGAGCAAUGGGCUUCUCAGCUACUACAGAUCCAAAGCAGAGAUGCGACACACCUGCCGUGGAACCAUCAACUUGGCCACAGCAAACAUCACUGUGGAGGACUCCUGUAAUUUCAUUAUUUCCAACGGAGGGGCACAGACCUACCACUUGAAGGCUAGCUCAGAGGUUGAGCGGCAGCGCUGGGUCACAGCUCUGGAGCUGGCCAAAGCAAAAGCAGUUAAAAUGCUGGCAGAAUCAGAUGAGUCAGGUGAUGAAGAAUCUGUAUCCCAAACUGACAAGACAGAACUACAGAAUACUUUGCGCACCCUCUCCAGCAAGGUGGAGGAUCUCAGCACAUGUAACGAUCUGAUUGCCAAACAUGGAACAGCUCUUCAGCGCUCGCUCAGUGAACUGGAGACUCUGAAGUUACCUGCUGAGAGCAAUGAGAAGAUCAAACAAAUCAACGAACGUGCCACGCUCUUCCGCAUCACUUCCAAUGCCAUGAUUAAUGCUUGUCGAGACUUCCUAAUGCUGGCCCAGACACACAGCAAGAAAUGGCAGAAAUCUCUACAGUAUGAGCGUGACCAGCGUAUCCGGUUGGAGGAGACCCUAGAACAGCUGGCUAAGCAACACAAUCACCUGGAAAGAGCUUUCCGUGGAGCUACAGUCCUACCCGCCAAUGCACCUGGCAACAUGGAUUCCUCGAAAGAUCAGUGUUGCUCGUCAAAGGGUGAUAUGAGCGAUGAAGAUGAUGAUAAUGAGUUCUUCGAUGCUCCCGAGAUCAUCACCAUGCCCGAAAGCAUGGGACACAAACGAACAGGCAGCAACAUCAGUGGCGCCAGCAGUGACAUCAGUCUUGACGAGCAGUACAAACAUCAGGGAGAGGAUACUAAGAAGGAGAAGAGAACUCGGAUUCCACACAAACCAAAUUACAGCCUAAAUUUAUGGAGCAUCAUGAAGAAUUGCAUUGGCAAGGAACUCUCCAAGAUCCCCAUGCCGGUUAAUUUCAACGAGCCAUUAUCCAUGCUGCAGCGUCUCACAGAAGACUUGGAAUACCACAAUUUGUUGGACCGGGCUGCCAAAUGUGAGAACUCCUUGGAGCAGCUCUGCUACGUGGCAGCUUUUACUGUAUCGUCCUACUCCACAACUGUCUUCCGCACUAGCAAGCCAUUCAACCCUCUCUUAGGAGAAACGUUUGAGCUAGACCGAUUAGAAGAAAAUGGCUAUCGUUCCAUCUGUGAACAGGUGAGCCACCAUCCUCCAGCUGCUGCUCAUCAUGCUGAUUCCAGACAUGGUUGGACCCUUCGGCAGGAGAUUAAAAUCACCAGCAAGUUCCGUGGCAAAUACCUCUCAAUCAUGCCACUUGGUACCAUCCAUUGUAUCUUCCAUGCAACUGGCAAUCAUUAUACAUGGAAAAAAGUCACCACCACAGUACACAACAUCAUUGUGGGCAAAUUAUGGAUUGACCAGUCUGGUGAAAUUGAGAUUCUCAACCAUAAAACGAAUGAGAGAUGUAUUCUCAAAUUUGUCCCUUAUAGUUACUUCUCCAGAGAUGUGGCAAGAAAGGUCACUGGAGAGGUAUUGGAUCCUUCAGGAAAAGUGCAUUUUAUGUUGUUGGGCACUUGGGAUGAGAAGAUUGACUGCUUCAAGGUGAAUCCUAGCUUGGAGAAUGGUGGUGAUAGCCGUCUAAGAACACAUGAAACAGAGGACAGCAGGGUGGUGUUAUGGAAGAGGAACCCACUCCCGAAGAAUGCAGAGAACAUGUAUUAUUUCUCAGAGUUGGCUUUGACACUCAAUGCCCCAGAAAGUGGUACUGCUCCCACUGACAGCAGACUUCGGCCUGACCAAAGACUCAUGGAGAAUGGGCGCUGGGAUGAGGCCAAUGCAGAGAAGCAGCGCUUAGAGGAGAAGCAGCGCCUUUCCCGUAAAAAACGUGAAGCUGAAGCCAUGAGGGCGACAGAGGAUGGAACCCCGUACGAUCCCUACAAGGCAUUGUGGUUUGAGCGGAAGAAGGAUCCUGACACCAAGGAGGUGUCCCAUGUGUACAGGGGAGGCUACUGGGAAAGCAAAGAGAAACAGGACUGGAACGUGUGCCCUGAUAUCUUCUGAGCUGGAAGCAGCAGGUCUCUUCCCAGGAAGAGGUAGUGGACGAAGAGUGGAGGGAAGCAGCUGAUCAUGGGACUUCUUGGCUCGUGCUUUUCUCACUGACUUGUCUGUCUUAAUCAAUUGUUUUGACUCAAUCACCCAAACCAGAAUCCAGCAGUGGUGAUUGGCUGGAUUGCCUUAGCUGAACGAAGCUGAAGUUGGUGUGUGGAUUCCUGGAUGGCUAGGGAAAAAUAGGCAUAGAGGACUGCAUCUUCCACUUCCCUGCUCACACCACUUACACAGGUAGUUUGGGGAGGAAGAAGAGAACGUCUGGAUUGACACCUGCCCUCUUCUCCAGAUUUCUGGUGCUGUAUCAAUUAUACCCCUUUUCAACUUUCAUAAGGCAAAGGCAAGCAGCAAGACCAAGACUCUUUGUUUGCCCAGAGGUGGUUGGAAAGGAACAGGAAGACCUAUCAUUUUGACCAGAGGGGUUUGCUUCUUGUUUUUUCUCCCCUAACCCUGUAUAGCAUCCUUAGGACAAGGAAGACUUCCUAACCAUAUUGAAUAGAGGGAAAAGAUGGAAACCAAAGCUGUUGUGUCUCUCAGUUCACAUAGAUAGGAAAGUGAUUAGCUGUAUCUUCAAAGAGUUCAACUUUUCUUUGAGGAUCACUAGCUGAUCACUUGGUGUUGCAAAAUCAAAGAUGCAGUUUUCCCUUUUCAGGUCUACUCUCCACACCAGGCCCAAGCACCUUCUCCCAAAUUGUGCACUUGGAUGGGCAAUGAUGCAAGAUAGAAGCCUCCCUGUUCUAAAGCAACUUCUGGCUUAAUGCACAUCUGUUUAUAUGUAUAUUAUAUAUAUGUAGAGAGAGAUCUAAUUUUUGUUCUGAUUUCUGUUCCUUUUAUUCCUUAGACCCCUAUUUGGUAACACUAGCCUCUGCUGCUUUCUUCCACUGGGCCCCAGAUCCAUGAAAAUGCCAUACAGGAACCAUUACCUAAGAACAGAUUGUCUUGCUUUUAAAAUAACGGAUAAUUCAACAUAGGCAGAGUUGGAGCUUAGUGGCGUCACUCCUAAAGCUCCUGACUCUCUGCCAGUUCAAGCCAGGAAUUCAUUGAUUCUUUUGUAAAAUGAGGAGACUGGGAACAGCCCAAACUGGUCUGGGCCGUUUGGUCACAGCUGCCAUAACCAGAUCCUAAGAGUGAAAAGCUGUUGCCACUGAGCAGAAGUGGCAAAGCGUAAAGAGCCUACCCAGGCGAGGUGUACAUGUGGGUGGGGAUGGGGGCGGGGGCAAAGACAGCCCUGCCCUUGGCUAAAGAUCACACUUUGAGGUGCCUUCCUUUUGUGUUUUCGCUCCUUGUUUUGUUUUGUUUUGUUUUAAACAACCCCUCCCCUCCCUACUUUUCAACUUUAGCCCGUAAGGAAGAAGAGGCAACAGUGGUGCUUGCUGGUUGGGAGAAAUGAGGCAACCCAACAAGUAUGCUGCUCAGCAGAAGUAAAUUGGGUCUUGGAUGCAGUGUGUACACUGUGGCUUGGUCCCUAUUGGAAGCCUUUUUUUCUGCAGCAGGCGAAGGCCAGGGCCUCCCUUAGUGGGGUAAUGGUGGGCUUUUUAUUAAAAAAAAAAAAAAAA
Molecule: messenger RNA, 4149 nt
Organism: Thamnophis elegans (Western terrestrial garter snake)
Lineage: Eukaryota; Metazoa; Chordata; Lepidosauria; Squamata; Natricidae
Gene: OSBP
Product: oxysterol binding protein
Exons: 14
Coding region: 137-2548 (803 amino acids)
Cellular component (GO): cytosol; membrane; intracellular membrane-bounded organelle
Molecular function (GO): sterol binding
Source: RefSeq, a predicted model, not a curated record